CGUUAGGGGUCAAGCGGAGGGCUGUAAAGUCUCCUGCUCUUCAUCCAACCUUCUCGUUCCCAGCCGUCUCCGAACAUAAAUUCCAAGAAUGACGCAGCCAUGGCGGCCACCCACGAAUGUUUAUCUCUCUCCAAUAUGCGGCAUGCAGGAUGUUGACAGCUGAACUAUUGGCAUGAACAUGCUUUUUCCCCUUGAUUUGACUUUGGGCAUAUCGUUCGUUUCUGGACUGUAACCUCCGUCUAUCCUUAUCAUUAUUACGUUGAUCCUGCGACCCGAAGGCCUGUGCGACUCUGGAAAAUACCUCCCUAGACAAUGCCUGCGUUGAAUGUUUGUUGCUUCACAUUCCAACGAUCGCAACCUCCUCGGUCCUGCUACAUAUAGUGAAAUCCCGCUCGAGUAAUUGACAAGUCGACAUACGCAAAGAUCCAGGACUCGUCUCCCUCCAGCACCCCCCGCCCCUCAGCUGCUGCAGCUGAUCUUCAUCCUCACUCCACCCGUUCCCGAGCUGUUUCGGCUCCGGUUUGAAGCAGCUUCCCGAGACUCGUCCCGAACUUUGGAGUAACCCCAGACCAGACCGAAAUCACAGGGCUUUGCGGACAGCGAAACAAAGGCAUUGUGGAGCGAGCCACAGCAGUGCAAGAGCGGGACGCGGCAAACAAUCAAACAAAGACCUUUGUAAGAGGUGGGAAGGCAAAAGUCCUCGAUGCGAGGAAAUCAUGCCUCACGCGACGCAGGCCCGGAGCCUCGCGAAUUGGGCAACAAGGAGGAGGCUUCUUUUCAGGUGAUCGUGCUGGGAUCUACAGGCGGACCUCGAGAAGACAAUAUCACAGGGUUGUUGGUGAGGGCACCGCAGUCGGAAUGGCGCAAGAGUUCCAUGAUCGCGGUGGAUGCGGGAGCGCACUUGUCUAGCAUGAUCCGCAUCCUUCAGAGAGAAAUGCCACUGAUGUCGGAGAAAGUGCCGGCCAAGGGAUACUCGCAACUGUUGGAAAAGGGCCCCUUUGCAGGCCUUCGCUUUCCCAAUAUCAGUGCAAAGGCCAAUGCACUGUACAUCUUCCGCGAAAUUCUCCACGGCUUCCUCAUCACGCAUCCGCAUCUAGACCACCUCUCGGGCAUGGCAAUCAACACACCGGCGCUCGAAUAUGGCAGGGAAGCCAAAGCGAUUGUGGCUCUGCCGUCCACCAUCGAGGCCAUCAAGAAUCACAUAUUCAAUGACUGGCUUUGGCCAAACUUGUCAGACGAGGGGAAUGGAGUUGGCUUCGUGACCUAUAGACGGCUGAUCGAGGGUGGAAAUCCUCGUUUAGGACUGGGCGAAUCUCGAGGUUAUGUCAACGUCUGCGACGGGUUGGCUACCAAGUGCUGGAGCGUGAGCCACGGCAAAUGCCACAGAAGGGCACACAGCGCAUCCUUUCAGCAUGGCGACUCUUUCGGGUACCCACCCGACUACAACUUUCCAUCUAGAAGACUGUCGCGGAUAUCAGACGAUCAUGGUUAUUUUGCCGCGGUCGCUCAACAACAGUCACAAAAUGCCGGUGCCUAUCCGCCUGGGCCAGUCCAGAUGUCCGCUGGUCCAGUCACGCCCGGCGGACCUCUCGCCUCGAACAUUUUGGACAACUGUCAUCUGUUUGAGCCAGUCUCAAGUUCCGCGUUCUUCAUUCGCAAUGAUGCGACGGGGAACGAGCUACUGAUCUUUGGCGAUGUUGAGCCCGAUUCGGUCAGUCUAUCCCCUCGCAACCACAUCGUCUGGGAUGACGCGGCUGGGAAAGUUGCGAGUGGAAUGCUCAAAGGCAUCUUCAUCGAGUGUUCAUAUGAUGACAGCGUGCGCAACGAGGAUCUUUAUGGGCACCUCUGCCCAAGGCACCUGGUUGCAGAGCUCACCUUCCUAGCCAAUUGUGUCUUGAAUCGGCGAAAACAGAAGACCUCCAACGACGGUGCCGCCACCGACGCGCUCCUAGACGGGCAAACACCUGGUCGGCCCGUUGGAGCCUCAUCAGUACCUGAUUUGAUGAUGCGACAGCCACCGACACCCUCAGAGCUGAAACGCAAACGAAAACGGGCAAUGAAUGGAGAUCUAGCCUCCACGCCCGAACUCGCACGCGCCAGUUUUGACGGCUUGCCUUCACCACAACCUAUUCCCAGCGGGUACGUGGGUAACCGAUCGGUCUCGUCGACCCGCCGAAAGCGUUCACAUGAGCCGCGAGAGAGCGACCACGCAGCUGCCCCGCCCACUCCAGGGCGCGGUCGCAAUGUCACCUUCCAAGCCGAUUCGGCCGCUGUGCCAGUCCCAUCAUCGAGCGACCCUGCACUCGCGGCGGCAACAACAACAACCUCGACGGUUCAGAAUCACCAGCACCCAUCUUCCCUCUCCGGUCCAGCAAACUACCAGCGGGAAAAGCUUCCCGAGCCUCUAAAAGGUGUGACAGUACAUGUUAUUCAUGUGAAGGAUACGUUGAUGGAUGGUCCCGCUCCAGGGGACGUUAUUCUCGGGCAGCUUCGGGCUUUGGGUGAGGAAGCAGGUUUAGGAUGCGACUUUAAUGUGACGAAUUGUGGGGAUAGUAUCUGGGUGUAGCGAUGAUGAGAUUGUUUGGGAAAUGUAAACAGGAUUUAUCAUGAGAUUGAGGAACUGGUAAGGGGCCAACGGCUUGGGAGUGCAACGGCGGCAACGAGACUGGCGAUUGCACUAUGGAGGCGGCAUCAAGCUGUGAGGCCGUGUUCGAAUUCCUUUCAUAGUGUUGGCUAUUCCUACACUGACUGUAUGAAUUGACAUUGAUAUUUGAUCUUCG
Cladophialophora immunda is the source of this 2780-nucleotide messenger RNA. RefSeq lists its product as uncharacterized. The record is from RefSeq and is a predicted model, not a curated record. The coding region runs from base 704 to 2566 and encodes 620 amino acids. The transcript has 2 exons. Lineage: Eukaryota; Fungi; Ascomycota; Eurotiomycetes; Chaetothyriales; Herpotrichiellaceae. Gene Ontology annotation, biological process: negative regulation of glucose mediated signaling pathway; cAMP catabolic process; cGMP catabolic process. Gene Ontology annotation, molecular function: 3',5'-cyclic-AMP phosphodiesterase activity; 3',5'-cyclic-GMP phosphodiesterase activity.